Molecule: messenger RNA, 570 nt
Organism: Arabis nemorensis
Lineage: Eukaryota; Viridiplantae; Streptophyta; Magnoliopsida; Brassicales; Brassicaceae
Source: the annotation of a GenBank genome assembly
AUGGCACCAAAAGGUUCGUCUCUUUUUGAUCUCGUUCUUCGUUUAGAUUACUUGUGGUUAGGGUUUACUAAGCUUCCAUCAAUCGAUGAUCUAGGCGUGGAAAAGAUGGCAAAGACCAUGUUAAUGCAAAAAAUAGCGACCGCGAGAGACAAGUUAAUGGCUUUCUUUUAUUUCAAAAUAGAUAGGAAUGAUGCUUUGCAGUACGCAGUGAUCUUACUCAAUGCUCAGACGCUGAAAAAGAAACACAUUUUCGGCGGUUUUGAUCAUACUAAGAGUCGUCUUAAAAAUAUCCCUAACCUCGCUGAGCUAGCCAAACUUGCAUUAGAAUUUGGCUUUAGUGAUGAAGCACACCGGAGCGUUGAGAUUUGCAAGAAGAUUAUUAGUGUUAUUAAGCAUUGUGGAAAUCUCAUGUCACUAAUUGAAGAGGAUAAGGAGAAGAAAUAUGUAGAUGGACUUCAUCCUAUGAUUAGUCAUAUCAUAGAUCAUUCUGAUUUCAUUGCCAAUUUUAGUCAUCUACAAAUUGGGAGUUGCUCUGCUGGCGACCUAACCCAUGCUGGAGUUCAGAUCUAA